AUGGAGUGGGGCCCCAAGGUGGCCGUGCUCGACGCGAGCGAGUGGGGCUACGGGGUCAUGGAGCGACGAUGCGACGCGGGGGCGAUCAAGUAUGCUGGGCGAUAUUUUGAUAGGACUCGCGACUGGCAGGGCGGAGGAGGCCUUGAGUUCGUGGACCCAGUCGCCGGCGGCUUCAUCAGCUGCGACGGGGGCCAGCUUUUCGCCCCCGGCCCGCCGCCCGGGCUGGCGCAUCCAGACGAGGAGGACGGGCGAGAAGAGAAAGUGCACCAUCGCGUGGGCGCCAAUCGCGUGCUGGCCGCCGCCGGGCGGAAACUGGCGCUGCUGGAGCCGCGGCCGACGCGGCUGGAACGGGGGGGGGCCCUGGGCUCGCGCCCGCUGUCGGCGCUGGAGGACGAGACGGUCGGCCUGGCCACCCAGAGGGAUUACCGCAGCCGAUUCAGCUGCUUCGCGCGCUGGGCCUCGAAGGAGGGCCUAAGCCUGAAGACUCCUCUCGAGGCCGACGGCGCGCUAGUGGCGUGGCUGAACGAGCAGUUCUUCGAGAAGGAGCUGCUGGCGCGGCAGCAGCUGGCGGCCGCGGGGGCGCAAGGCGAAUGCAUGAUGCUCGACGGCCCCGAGUUCGACCCGGUGGUGCCGCUGCUGGCAAGCCUGCAGGAGUCCGCGGCGGUGGGAAGGCGGCUGUUGCCCAGCCUUGCCGCGCCCCCGGUGUGGCAGCUUCGGCGCGGCGGAGCGUCGCGCGAGGCGCUGACCGAGUUCCGCAGCUACAAGACAGGCAGGUGGCACAGCCCACGACCGGCGAAGCGGUGCGAGAGAGGAAGCGACAACCAGGUGCUCCGGCCGCUGACGCCAGAGGAGCUGAACCGGGCGCUCGAGGCCGAGCGCACGCUUGGCGCGUGCCUCUCGCGGACAUGCCGCGACUUGCUGGGCCUGGCGGCUUUGCGCUGGAGGUCUUUGCCGGAAGCGGGCGGUUCAGCCACUGCUGGAGGCAGCAGCCGCCGUGGGGGCUUCCGAUCUUCGAGGUCGACGUGGACCGCCAGCUCGCACGACCUCAGCUCCAGGGCCGCCCAGCGCCGCAUCCUCGGGUGGAUCCUCUCGGGCUGCUACAAGGCGGUGUGGCUCGGGGCGCCGUGCUCGACGUUUUCCCGCGCGCGCGACUCCGGAGCAGGGCCCCCCCGGUUGCGGUCUGAUGAGCAGCCCCUGGGCCUGGGCGGACUGUCGGAGGGGGGCAGGGUCAAGGUGGAGGUGGCGAACGAGCUCUGCCGCUUUUCCGCCGAGGCCCUGAUGUGUUGCCUCGAGCGCGGCGUGCCUGCAGCGCUGGGGAACCCAGCGUCGUCGCGCCUAUGGCUGACGCCCUACCUCUUCGCCGCUGGCCGCCGCCGGGGAAUGAGGGCCCAGCGGCCUCGGAUCUGCUGCUGGUGCGAGGGGCGGCUCGCCCCCGGCGAGAGCCUCGCGUUGGCGGAGGCUGGAGGGCUGCUGGAGGUGUGCGCGCUGUACUACUUGCUUGCGUUCGCCAGGCAGGCGGCGCGCGAGGCGCGGCUAGCGCCGCGCGAGCGGGCGUUGUUGCUGGAGCAGGCUCGCCACCCCGGUGCCCAGCUCGCGGCGCUCGCGACGCUCGAGCCCGAUGCCUCCCAAGGUGCCCCCGUGGUGCCAGGGCUCGGCGCCCUGCCUGGGCUCCCUGGCUGCCUCGGCGGCGUCGGAGGCGGCGCGCUGCCUGCUCUGCCUGGCGGCGCCAGGGCGGUGGGCGCUGGCGGCGUCGGCAUUGGGGCCGCGCUGGUGGGCGCGCUCGCUGCGCCUGGCGGCGGGGCUGCUGGUGGCGCGGGGGCCCCGCCUGCUGCCGCGGCGCUCGGAGCUGGCGCGCCCCUCGGAGUGGUUGGAGGCGCCGCCGUCCUAGCGGCUGGAGUGCAGCUGGACUCGCUGGCAGACGGCGCCUGGACGCAGGCCUCGGUGCUGGCGGGGGCUGGCUGGGCCCAGGGGAUGAACGUGGAGCUGCCGACGCACGACGCCAUGGGCGGCAUCAGCGGCGCAUCCUUGUUCGAGGUGGACGAGGUCGGCGCGCCUGGGGCUGCGGGCCAGUGCCUGAGUGCCCAGUUCAGGGGAGCGUCGCUCCCAGCCGAGGCGAUGCGCCUCGACGGUGCCUUCCCGACUCGUGGAGCCGGUCCUGCUGGCUUGCUGCGCCUCUGCGCGCAAGGCCCGGCGCGCUGCGGCGAGCCCGCGCAGGCUGGGCGCGCCGUCCUGCGCGUGGAGUGGCUGCGGCUGCAGCUGCGCGGGGGCUGGUGGGGCCCUGGGUGCGGCCGAGCGCCUUCGGGGGCCGCGGCGGCGGCGUGGCUCGACAGGCGGCGGCAGUGCAGCGAGUCAGGCAGCCGCAGUGAUGGCGACGGCGAGCUGCAUUUUCGCGACGCCCCCUCUGGCGGCGGCAGCGCGAGGCUGCUGGCGGAAAGACAGCCCGGCGCCCUCUACGACGAGGCGAUGCAGAGCAUCGCUCGCGUGAUGGGCCUGCGGGAGGGGGAUGGUACCGAGGCGCGUCCGAAGGUGGUCGGCUAUUUGCAGGCGAUCGUCUUCGGUCACCAUCCCGUCUCGCAGUUGCGGGUCAACGCGGUGCGCGAGCUGCAGGCGCUGGCGACGGCAGAGCCCGAAGCGCCCUUCGACGAGCCCAGUGUCGACGCGGAGGACGUCGACCCGUGCGGGGACGAGCCUGGCCUCGCGAUGCUCCUGGUCAGCAAGUUCAGCGCCACAGUGGGCGAGAAGAGGUGGGUCUGCACCGACCCGACGGGCAGGCUUCAGGUCAUAGACCUCGGCCAGCCGGCGAGGGUGAAGUCGACGAGGUUUGCAGGCGUGAACCACGGCAGCUUCCAGGGCCUCUCCGCGGCGGAGAAGAGCAAAGCCAUCGAGGCAGCCGAUCGCAUCAUCGCGACGGGGUCAGCAGCUACGACGGGGAAGAUCACCAGGGUUCGCCAUCCACGAGGCACAGCUGCUGGCUCUACGUUCGUGCUCUGGCGUGCCGUCGUCUACCUCAACGCGAUGGAGUGGGUGAAGUGGGGCUACGCGUCGCUGAAGGAGACCGUGGACACAGUGGACCACUUCAAAGAGGAGGUCGAGAUGGUGUUCGAGAUGCACGAGUCAGGGGCCCUCGAGCCGCUCUACUUCUCGGUCCUCGCGUCCCUCGCCAGCUCCCUCAUCUACAACGUCUUCUGGUACGUCAGCUCCUGCUCUUCCUGGCUGGAGCUGGCCCUCAUGGUCGGCCACGCCGUCACCAAGCCAGUCUGGAUCAUCAACUCCCAGGGGCGAGGGCACCCAGGAGAUGUGGAGCAGGACAGCAUGGCCGCCGCUGCCAGCGUGUCCGAGCCGCGGGUAGUCAGUUCAACGCCCAACCCCGAGAUCGACUCGUUGGUCAGGGGCCUGGACGACUCCUUCAAGGACAUGCGCGAGCUCGCCAAGGAGAAGCUUCAGUCCUACUGCAGCGACAUGGCGUGGACGAUCCCAGGAGGCAUCAGGACGAGAGUGGCACCGUCGAUGGUCGCUCGCCUUUACCGCAGUGGAGCUUCAGCGGUGUCAAGCGUCAGGGAGAGGAUUCGCACGAAGCAGCUGGAUGGCAACCACAUGGCGGAGGAGGCUCUUUUCAUCAGCACGAUGCUCGAUCGUUCCAUGGUGGAGGCGCCUGCGGACUGGAUCAACUACAAAACGACGGAGCUGGCGAUGCGGCGCCUCCACGGCAUCGAGAGUGCCUUCGAGCACGUGAAGCAGAGGUCGGACUGGAAGCCUCCCAACGGCUCAAAGGCCGGCUGGAAGUCUCGCGUCAACUACGCCCUGCUGGAGGAGCUCGACGCGUCCAAGUCGGAUCAGGGGGGGCUGCUCAUCGACGGCGUGGAGAGGGAGCUUCGUGAACGCUUGGCUCAUCGCGCCCUUCUCGCCAAAUCCCUCGACAAGCUACAGGAGUGGGGCAUGAGCCACGAGUUGCCGCGCAGGAUCUCCGAGAGGGUGCUGCAGUGCCACCGGGGCGCGCGCGAUCGGAAGAUGCGCGACUCCGACGCCGAGUCCGCUUUCGAGCGGCUGGCCUUGCAUGCCAAGCCUGGGGCCUACUUGGGCUUCAAUGUAUCAGACAAGGACAACGACGACGCGCCGCAACGAGGGAAAGUCAUGCCCUUCGUGGGCGGCGAGGCGUCUCUGCCUCCAGCCGGGGCGCAGCCGUGCGACGUGAGAAUGAUUUCACCAAAAGCGAGCUACUACUUCGACAGACUCUACGAGAGGAUGCGCCUGCCGCCCAGCCAGGUUCACGAGGCCGAUAUCAAGAAGACGAGAGCCUACAUGGACCCCAGCUUGAGGAACAAGUCGGCUCGCCUCCAGUUCGCGCUGAGACUAUGGGAGUCAGGCGUGCUCGGCUUCACGAAGGUCGGCGAGGCAGGCCAGCUCAUCCUUCGUCCAGUCUGGGACCUGAGGCAGGUGAACAAGCGCUUUCAGAAGCCGCCGCGCCUUUCUCUGGGCUCUCUGAUGGCGAUGGCGGAACUGGACCUAUCCGACGAGAUCGCAGAGGGCAGGAUCUUGCAGUCAACGUGGGGGGGCGUGCCAGAUUACUUUCACAGAUGCAAGAGCUGCAGCGAGCUGUGGCCGUGCAUGGUGUUCGGCGGCGCGACGGUCCCCCAGCUCUUGAAGGAGCUCAAGCGCCAUGGCAAGGAUAUCCCGAAGACGGCCUUCAUCUACUGGGUGUUCAUGGACGACUUCGCCUCGAUGGCUUUGCAGCGGGACGAGAAGAGCGAGGUGGCGGAAGCAUCUCGCGAACACGCUGGGAAGAAGCUCAAGGAGGUGGGCCUCGACAUGCACAAGGUUCACAUCCUGUGGGAGAGCGUGACCAACGAGCUGUACAUGCUGUACCACCUGGCCCCGCUGAUGUACACCCACUUGGAGUCGCAGUGGAGCUCCAGCGUCUUCGCUACGGACGCAAGCGAGGUCCCUCCUAUGAAGUUCAUGGCCGACAUCUUCUCGGGGUACGGCGGCUUCGGGCAGGCGAUCCGCGAGGAGUUACAGUGCCAGACCUUGGUCGUGGACCACGCAAAGCAGGCUCGCCACGACCUCCUGGACCCGUCCUUCGUCGAGAACAGGUCAUUGGAUAAUUCAAGGACUUCGAUGAUCUGGGACCUCCCCGGCAUUGCGAAGUUGUUGACGAUGAAUGGAGUUCUCGUCGUGGGGAUGGCGUACUGUUCUUUCGGAGCCCGACUGAAGAAGCCAGCUCGGAUACCGACCAUUGUGCAGGCGCUGAAGGAGCUGGAGCGCGGGUGCUCUCAGGAUCACGAUCAUCAGGAGCUUCGUGGACGCGACUCCCAAGGGCGACUCUGGACACGCCUCGCAGCGAUCUACCCGCCGCGCAUGUGCAACGCCUCGUGCGUGGCCAAGGCCGUCUCCAACAACGAGCUGAAGCUGCACGAUUGGCGCAUGCGAGAAGUUCGAGGCGCAUCGCCGAAGCCGAUCGCAGUCAUGAGUCACAGGGCCAAAGUAUCCAGAUGGCAUCUCGCAUGGAAAGGGGCAGGGGCUUAUCACGAUCACAUCAAUGUGCAGGAGGUGAGAACGGCCGCAUCAGUAUCUCGGCACCUGUGUCGGUCAUCAAGGAACUGGUUCAGCCGAGUCUUGGUUCUGUGCGAUUCUAUGGUUGCGGUGGGAGCAGUCAGAAAGAUUCGAAGCUCCUCGCGACCUUUGAUGACUCAGCUAAAGAAGAUCGGUGCGAUCACGCUGGCCACAGGUAUCAGACUGACGCUGAGAUGGAUCCCCGCGGACAUGAACCCUGCCGACGGCCCGUCGAGAUGCGAGGAGAUAGGCGGCGCCGAGAUCACCAAGACCAAGUCCGAGCAGAAGAGGACCGUGAUGGACAGCGACUUCGAGUUCGAGAGGCUCUUCGGGGACAUGCUGGAGAUCAGGGGCAUGCACGACGACUACGACCUGGUCAGGGUCACAGCCGCCGCAGACCCGAAGUCUAACGACCAGAGCGAGGACUUCCACUUUGACAGCGACCACACCUUCGACAACGACGACGAGCCGCGGUUGUCGACAUGGGAAUGUUCGCAGGACAACGCGAACUUGAGCUACAUCAAGGAGGUGAAACCCUUCCUCAUGACAGUUUGUCUCAGGAGGCUUCCUGUCGCUACAGCGGCCGAGCGCGACAUCGCCUUAGCGGCGGAGCUAGACGACCUCUGCUUCGUGGAGAGGGUGGCGAGCGAGCUGGAGAUCGUGCCCGACGCCAGGCCGUCCCUCGCCUCGGUGGAUGAGCACGACCUGGCGCGCCGCUCGGCGGUGCUGCGGAGGCGGCUGCAGGGCGCCAAGAGCCGCUGGGCCUUCGGGGGCCUGGGCCGCGGGGGCGAGCGGGCGUGGCCCGCGGAGUUGAAGGGCGCGAGGCAGCCUGCUCCCGGCCGAGGGAAGGGGCGCGGCCGCGGCAGGGGCCGCUUCUUCCGUCUGCGCGCGACCAGUCCUGCUCGCGCCCCGAGCGCUCCCGCGGCGGCAGCCGAGGUGAGCGGUGUUGGCGAGCAGCCCCGAGCGGCGAGAGUUCAGGCAGGAGAAGCCCGCGACGGCGGUGGCGCGGCCUCAUGGGGGCCGCGCGUGGUCGCGGUCGCCACCGCGGGGGCCGGGGGCGCAGCGCCGGCGGGGCCGACAGUUCGCGCCCGCGCCCCCCUGGCGGAGGCAGCUCUGCCGAGGCGGGAGCUGCGAGGGGCUGCUGGAGAUCUGCUCCGAGAGCUUUAUGACGGGGGCCCGAUGCUUCUCAACCUGUUCAGGAGCUUCCCUGGCUCGCUUGGUCGCUAUGUUCGCGACUCCCUGGAUCCACAGUUGCGCGAGCACAUGGCCGCCCAGGGCGGUCGGCUGCAACGUGACUUGUUGCCGUUACCGUACCCUGCCGUUAUCAAGUCCGAUGUCGCGCAUGACGGCGAGGACCUCAGCGACGAGAGCUGGGGGGCGCUCCACUAUAGGCUGGUCUUGACGGUGCUGGCGCUGAACUGGGAGGCGGGCUUUCGCUCGCUCAAGUUCGCUCGAUGCUGCCGCGGCCGUGUGAAUGCAGCCCAGCGGGCCGCCUUGAUCGGCCUGGCGCGGCGGCUUUUCCUGGCCGCGCGCAUCGAGACCAGCCUGCCUGGGGGCCUGAGCUGGGAGAGCCGCCUCAAGUAUCGCAAGAUCGGCUACGGUGGCUCCGAGAUCACGACACCUCACAAAUUCACCCUGGAACAGGUGCUGGACGGCCUGCCACCGCCUGGUGUCGCGGCCUCCAUCGAGGCGGCCGAUCUUGCGACGGGCUUCGUGCGCGAUGCCUUGCUGGGCCCGUCGCUGGGGUUGCUGCCGCCUGCGCCCCGUCGCACGGCGCCCGCCUCCGCUCGGGCGCGGGCUUGCGAGUCCGAGUGGCAUCGCAUUGUGGAGGCCUUGCAUGUGCGCGGGAUGAUCGCUCCCAUUGCCCCGAGCGAGAUCGCCUGCCGCGACGGAGCUCCGCUUCCGGACGGCGCCUUCGGUGUUCCGAAGGCCCGCGACGCCCCCGUCGAGUGCAGCGACGGGGAGCUGCGGCCCGUCCUCAGGCUGAUAACGAACUUGAUCCUCCCGAACAUGUGCCAGGAGUGCAUCGUGGGAGACGCGCCCGAGAUGCCGACGAUGAAUCAGCUGAGCGGCCUGGUGCUUGCGGAGUCGGAGGACCUGUUGUGGAGCGGCGUUGACGGAAAGGCCUUCUUCUACGUCUUCAGGGCGCCGCCGCCGUGGUGGCCGCGCAUGGUGAUCGGCCCCCCCGUGCCGUCUCGGCUGCUGGGCCUCAAGGACGGCGGCGCGACCCAGACCUGCAUGUGCGUGAUCGGCAUGGGGUGGAUCAGCGUGGUGGGAGUGACUACCCAUCCUCACCGCAACAUGCUUCGGCGCAGUGGCAGCGUGCCUCGGGGACUCAGUCCAAGCAACGAGGUCACGCGUCGGCGGCGGUUGCCGCUGGGAGUGGAGGAGCUUUGUCCCCUGGCAUGGACGGUCUACAUUGACAACCUGGAGAUCGCCGAGAUCGUCGACAAGUCAGAAGCGGAGAGGCUGCGGGGGGCGGUGCCUGCCCUGCUGGCUGAUGCCAGGGCCUGCUAUGCGACGGCAGGCUCGCCUGGGUGCCUUGGCAAGGACCUCCACCGCGUGGUGUGUGCGACCACCCUGGGCGAGCUGGUCGAGGGGGUCGAGGGCGUCCGCCGCCCCCCCGCGGGCUACAUUGCUGAGAUAGUCAGUCUGACCCUUUGGGUCCCGGGAAAGAAGCGUGCCAGCAUGCGGCUGAUGUGUAUCCUACUUGGCCGACGGGUGUGCGUUCAUUGCUUCCGCCGCCCGUUGGCCGCCAGAUUCGCCUAUGCUUGGCGAUGGUUUGGCGAUGCGCGCAGUGGCGGCCGCUUCAGCGUCAACGUCGCCGAGGACCUGCUGAUGUGCCUGGCGCUUUCUGCCCUGUGUGUGGCAGACAUGCGGCUCGAGGUUGACCACGUGGUGACGGCGUCUGAGGCGUCGGAGGCUGCGGGCGCGGUGGUCUGCAGCACGGCCCUCUCGGACCGCGGCCGCGCGCUUGCCGCCCGGCGCCGGCGGCCUGCCAGCGCUGCCUGCGAGGAGGAGACGGCGCUGAUCACCCUCUUCGACGUGGUCGGGGGUGGACGCAGGGCUUUUGAUAUCCUCGGUCUGGUGCCCGCGGUCCACUUGUCUCUCGAGGUUGACCCCCAGGCCGUGCGCGUGGCGCGCCGCUGCGACCCUGGGACCCAGCUCCUUGCCUACGUUUGUUCGCUGGACGCCGCGCUCGCAACCCCGCCCCAGGCUGGUGGCCGCGUGGCGCCGCUUGACGCGGUCGUGCGCGAGACGCUGGUGGGCUUCGCCGAGGGCCGCGUUGUCCCGUGCAUGACCAGUGCGGAGGCGAAGGCCGCCCCGACCAAGUACGAGGCGCUGCGACGAUCCUUGGUGGGGAACUCGUUCCAGUGCGAGGUGGUGGCCUGGCUGCUUAGCCACUGGGCCGUGGCUGUGGGGCUGCUGGUCUCCGUGCCGUCGUUGGCGGAGCUGCGCUCCAGCGCGCGCGCCUGGGCUGAAGGUCGCAAGUUGUGGGCUGGCGACCUCGCCUCGCUGUGCUGCGGGCGCGUGAAGCUCGACGGGCAGGUCUCCCGCGAGCUGGGGGUGGCAGCUGCAGGGUGCGCCAGCCAGGAGCCGCCAGCGGUGGUUUUCGUCGGCCGUGGCUCGCGGCGCUGGAGCUUGGAGCCUUCCUGCUGGGGCAACCCCUUUGCCAUCAGCCCGAGCUGCUGGCGAAACGCAGUGGCGCUGUUCGCGGGCUGGCUGCGGGGGCAGCCGCAGCUGCUGAGUCGCCUGGAGGACCUGCGCGGGGCUACCCUUGCGUGCCGCUGCGGGCAGGCGGCGCCCUGCCACGCGGACGUGCUGCUUGCCGUGCUGCCCGAGCGUGUUGCGACUUCCUGGAGAGACUCAGACGUCUCGGGAAGGCUUGGGAGUUCCACAGCAAUGGUGCAGACGGGAGCUAUGAGGAACUCGGUGAGAUAUUCGUUCUGCAGGAGAUUGAUGCAGGCAUUUGACAAUGGCGUAAAGUUCGACAGCUGGUUUGGGACGUUCCAGAGCACAUCAAUGUAUUGGAGUGCCAGAGUGGAGGACGUCGGCCGCUACCUCGGCGAGGAGCUGAAUCUCCCGGCUCUCGGCCAGCUCUUUGUGAAGCACCACGUCGGCGGCCAGGAGCUGCUCGAUCUGACGGAAGAGCACCUGGAGGGCACUUUCGGCAUCCGGAACUUCCUCCUGCGGGAGCACAUCAUGCGCAGCGUGGCCAAGCUGCGCCUGCGGCGCGCCCUGGCCGCCAGGAGCCGAUCGCAGCACCCAGCGCACGCGGCCGGCGAUCACCUCUCGAGGACCUGUGCCAGAAGGCCCGAAGCGAGCCAGGGCGGCAGCCCCAGGCUGGCUGGCAGCGCGCCGUCCUCGCCCGCGUGCGCGCGGCGGGGCGCCCUGAGGCCCGCCGAACGUCCCGACGCCGACGCCGACGCUCCGCCAGCGGUGUCGCGCGGCCACGCCGAGGAGGCCCCCAGCGCGGCGGGGGAGGCCGCGGGCGCUUGCGCCGCCGCGGGCGUUGGCGGCUGCCCAGGCAGAACCUGGUGCACGCCGCCGCAGCACCGUGUGACGAUAACGCAGUGA
Molecule: messenger RNA, 10128 nt
Organism: Prorocentrum cordatum
Lineage: Eukaryota; Dinophyceae; Prorocentrales; Prorocentraceae
Source: the annotation of a GenBank genome assembly